CUAAAAGGAAGGUGGCCUGGUCGCUUGGGCCCUGGAUCCAGGACUCGGGAAGACCGAAAGGGAGGAAGAAUGAGAUACCAUGGGUACGUUCUGAGUCCCGAGAUAGUGGGAAUCAGCCAGUGGAUUGCAGGCAUGUUAUGGAAGUGGUUGCUGAGAUCCCAGCCCUGCAGGCUGUGUUCUUUCAGAAAGAGGCAACCAGCUCUGACAUGCAGACCUUUUUUAUCAUACUUCCCCUACACAACCGAUGGUGGGCAGCGCAACAGAGAAAAUGCCAGAACGGUAGACAAGCUCUACAGACUUUCCGUUGACAUUACAAAAAUCCGUAGAUUAAAAGGAUGGGUACUUUUGGAGGAUAAAACCUAUGUUGAAGAAAUUGCUAAAAUUUUACAAGAACUGGGUGCUACUGAGACUGCUGUGGCCAGUAUUUUGGAACGCUGCCCAGAAGCAAUUGUCUGUAGUCCAACUGCUGUUAACACCCAGAGAAAACUCUGGCAGUUAGUCUGCAAAAACGAGCAAGAAUUAAUCAAGUUAAUAGAACAGUUCCCAGAAUCUUUCUUUACUGUGAAAGACCAAGAAACCCGGAAGCUGAACAUUCAAUUCUUUCAAGAGCUGGGACUCAAGAAUGUGGUCCUUAGUAGAUUUUUGACAACUGCGUCUAAUAUUUUUCAUAACCCUGUUGAGAAGAAUAAGCAAAUGGUAAGGGCUCUCCAGGAGAGUUAUCUAAGUGUAGGCGGCUCUGAGGCCAACAUGAAAGUUUGGCUCCUAAAAUUAUUAAGCCAGAAUCCGUUUAUUCUGUUAAAUUCUCCUGCAGCUAUAAAGGAAACACUAGAAUUUCUCCAAGAGCAAGGUUUCACCAACUUUGAAAUCCUCCAACUUCUGUCUAAGCUCAAAGGAUUUCUUUUCCAGCUUUGCCCAAGAAGUGUACAGAACAGUAUUUCCUUCUCUAAAAAUGCUUUCAAGUGCACAGACCAUGACUUGAAGCAGUUGGUUUUGAAAUGCCCUGCCAUUUUGGCUUACUCUGUUCCAGUUUUAGAAGAAAGGAUUCAGGGGCUAUUGAAAGAAGGAAUUUCCAUAACUCAGAUAAGAGAAGCGCCAAUGGUCCUGGAAUUAACACCACAGAUAGUACAGUACAGGGUCAGGAAACUGAAUGCCUUAGGCUACAGAAUAAAAGAUGGACAUCUAGCAAAUCUAAAUGGAACCAAAAAGGAGUUUGAGGCUAAGUUUGGUAAAAUUCAGGCCAAAACAGGAAGGCCUUUAUUUAACCCCGUGGCACCAUUAAAUGUUGAAGAGUGACUGACUGAUGUCUCUUUCUAACAGGCCAGAAACUGACAGCAAAGACUUUAGCAAUCCGGGCAGUUUAUAGGCACCAGUAAUCUCUCUCCCUGCCACCCGCUCCCCUACCCCCCGCCAGAAGGUUUUGCCUUAAGGUGCAUGCACUUGCCAGAGAGAGAGAAACAGUGAGAGUGAAAGUGAGA
This is a messenger RNA of Tupaia belangeri chinensis (Chinese tree shrew), 1475 nucleotides long. It is a transcript of the gene MTERF2, whose product is annotated as mitochondrial transcription termination factor 2. Bases 70 to 1293 code for a protein of 407 amino acids. Lineage: Eukaryota; Metazoa; Chordata; Mammalia; Scandentia; Tupaiidae. The record is from RefSeq and is a predicted model, not a curated record. Gene Ontology annotation, molecular function: double-stranded DNA binding. Gene Ontology annotation, biological process: termination of mitochondrial transcription; regulation of DNA-templated transcription. The transcript is spliced from 2 exons. Gene Ontology annotation, cellular component: mitochondrial matrix.